AUGAUACCAUCUAAGUUAUUCAAAGCUGUCGUGCAUGAUGCUGAUGUCAUCGUUCCAAAUGUUGUUGAUUCCAUCAAAACUGUUGAAAUCGUUGAAGGAAAUGGUGGUCCUGGAACCGUCAAGAAGAUCACUUUCGUCGAAGGAGGACAAACCUUGUAUGUGUUGCACAAAGUUGAAGCCAUUGAUGAUGCAAAGUUUGAAUAUAAUUACACUAUAGUUGGAGGUUUCGGUAUAUCGGACAUAGUUGAGAAGAUAUCAUUUGAGGCCAAAUUGGUUGAAGUUGAGGAAGGCAAGGCUAAGGGAGAUGCUCUUUUCAAAGCCAUUGAAGGUUAUGUUUUGGCAAAUCCUAAUUACAAUUGA
Messenger RNA from Vicia villosa (hairy vetch), 360 nucleotides. RefSeq names its product ABA-responsive protein ABR18-like. The record is from RefSeq and is a predicted model, not a curated record. Gene Ontology annotation, biological process: abscisic acid-activated signaling pathway; defense response. Gene Ontology annotation, cellular component: cytoplasm; nucleus. Lineage: Eukaryota; Viridiplantae; Streptophyta; Magnoliopsida; Fabales; Fabaceae. The transcript has a single exon. Bases 1 to 360 code for a protein of 119 amino acids. Gene Ontology annotation, molecular function: protein phosphatase inhibitor activity; signaling receptor activity; abscisic acid binding.